AUGUCAAAUAUCAGAAUGUUAAAUGAGAAAGAGGAGUCAGCGGGAGAUGUUGAAGUAACAUGGGUGGAUCAACAACAUAUUAACGAAUUCAGUAGAUACAAUGCAAAGAUCGACGACCUUGAAAUUCAAUACGAAAAACUAAAGCAAGAAAAAGAAUAUUUGGAUGAUGUGGCAAUGGAAUUGGAACUAGCUGAUGAGGAUGAAGCUGUCAGAUAUAAAGUCGGUGAUGCUUUUGUACAUGUCAGUGCGUCAGAAGCUAUCGAAAGAGUGGAGAAAGACUCAGCGAAACUGGAAACGGAAAUUGAAGAU
Molecule: messenger RNA, 309 nt
Organism: Mycotypha africana
Lineage: Eukaryota; Fungi; Mucoromycota; Mucoromycetes; Mucorales; Mycotyphaceae
Product: Prefoldin subunit-domain-containing protein
Exons: 3
Biological process (GO): protein folding
Cellular component (GO): prefoldin complex; cytoplasm
Source: RefSeq, a predicted model, not a curated record